Messenger RNA from Acanthisitta chloris (rifleman), 2947 nucleotides. It is a transcript of the gene TRPC3, whose product is annotated as transient receptor potential cation channel, subfamily C, member 3. The transcript has 11 exons. Gene Ontology annotation, molecular function: inositol 1,4,5 trisphosphate binding; protein binding; store-operated calcium channel activity. Gene Ontology annotation, cellular component: membrane; cation channel complex. Lineage: Eukaryota; Metazoa; Chordata; Aves; Passeriformes; Acanthisittidae. The coding region runs from base 32 to 2539 and encodes 835 amino acids. Gene Ontology annotation, biological process: regulation of cytosolic calcium ion concentration; manganese ion transport; calcium ion transmembrane transport. The record is from RefSeq and is a predicted model, not a curated record.
GUACAUAGAAGAAAGUCCAUCUCUGAGGCGUAUGACCAUGAUGAGGGAAAAGGGAAGGCGCCAGGCCAUCAGAGGCCCAGCAUUCAUGUUCAACAACAGGGGCACGAGCCUGACGGCCGAGGAGGAGCGUUUCCUCGACGCGGCAGAGUACGGGAACAUACCCGUGGUGCGCAAAAUGCUGGAGGAGUCAAAAACACUGAAUGUCAACUGUGUUGACUACAUGGGCCAAAACGCCUUGCAGCUUGCUGUGGGGAAUGAACAUUUGGAAGUGACAGAACUUCUGUUAAAAAAAGAUAACUUGGCACGGAUUGGAGAUGCCCUGCUGCUUGCAAUCAGCAAGGGUUACAUUAGGAUAGUGGAAGCAAUUCUGAAUCAUCCUGGGUUUUCGGUAAAUAAGCGACUGACUCUGAGCCCUUGUGAGCAGGAGCUCCAGGAUGAUGAUUUUUAUUCCUAUGACGAGGACGGUACUCGCUUUUCUCCAGACAUCACUCCCAUCAUUUUAGCUGCCCACUGCCAAAAAUACGAAGUUGUGCACAUGCUAUUGAUGAAAGGAGCAAGGAUAGAGAGACCUCAUGAUUAUUUCUGCAAAUGUAAUGACUGUACAGAGAAGCAAAAACAUGAUUCUUUCAGUCACUCUAGGUCAAGAAUAAAUGCGUACAAAGGACUGGCUAGUCCGGCUUAUCUGUCCCUCUCCAGUGAAGAUCCAGUACUCACUGCUCUAGAACUCAGCAAUGAACUUGCCAAGUUGGCCAACAUUGAAAAAGAAUUCAAGAAUGACUACCGCAAGCUGUCAAUGCAGUGCAAGGACUUUGUGGUUGGUGUUCUGGAUCUCUGCCGAGACUCAGAAGAAGUGGAGGCCAUCCUGAACGGGGAUUUAAACUCAGAGCCAGUUGAAGCACAGAGGCACAGAGCAUCACUGAGCCGUGUCAAGCUGGCCAUUAAGUAUGAAGUCAAAAAGUUUGUGGCACAUCCAAACUGUCAGCAACAGCUACUGACUAUCUGGUAUGAAAACCUCUCAGGACUACGGGAGCAGACCAUAGCUAUCAAGUGUCUGGUGGUGCUGGUUGUGGCAUUGGGCCUUCCAUUCCUAGCCAUUGGUUAUUGGAUUGCACCAUGUAGCAGGCUUGGAAGAAUUCUUCGAAGCCCAUUUAUGAAAUUUGUGGCACAUGCAGCAUCCUUCAUUAUUUUCCUAGGCCUGCUGGUCUUCAAUGCUUCAGACAGAUUUGAGGGCAUAACAACGCUACCCAAUGUCACUGUUACUGAUUACCCUAAGCAGAUCUUUAGGGUGAAGACCACCCAGUUCACCUGGACAGAAAUGCUCAUCAUGGUGUGGGUACUUGGUAUGAUGUGGUCAGAAUGCAAAGAGCUGUGGCUGGAAGGACCCAGGGAAUACAUUCUGCAGCUGUGGAAUGUUUUGGAUUUUGGGAUGCUGUCCAUCUUCAUUGCUGCCUUCACAGCAAGGCUUCUGGCAUUAAAGAAAGCACAACAGUAUGUGGACAACUACAUCGAGGAGAAUGACCUCUCUGAGGUCACACUGCCUCCAGAAAUAGAGUAUUUUACUUAUGCUAGAGAUAAAUGGCUCCCAUCUGAUCCUCAGAUCAUAUCUGAAGGCCUUUAUGCCAUCGCUGUCGUUCUCAGCUUUUCUCGGAUCGCGUAUAUCCUGCCUGCAAACGAGAGUUUUGGGCCCUUGCAGAUUUCACUUGGAAGGACUGUUAAGGACAUCUUCAAGUUUAUGGUCCUUUUUAUUAUGGUAUUUCUUGCGUUUAUGAUUGGAAUGUUCAUCCUCUAUUCCUACUACCUUGGAGCUAAGCUAAACCCAGCCUUUACCACUGUGGAAGAAAGUUUCAAGACCUUAUUUUGGUCAAUAUUUGGCUUGUCUGAAGUUACCUCUGUUGUCCUCAAAUAUGACCAUAAGUUCAUAGAGAACAUUGGUUAUGUUCUUUAUGGCAUAUACAAUGUAACAAUGGUGGUAGUUUUGCUCAACAUGCUGAUUGCUAUGAUCAACAGUUCCUAUCAAGAAAUUGAGGAUGACAGUGAUGUAGAGUGGAAGUUUGCUCGUUCUAAACUGUGGUUAUCCUAUUUUGAUGAUGGAAAAACAUUACCUCCACCAUUCAGUCUUGUACCAAGCCCCAAAUCUUUUUUCUAUUUCAUCAUGAGGAUCAUUAACUUUUCUAAGUGCAGGAGGAGAAGGCUGCAGAAAGAUAUUGAGAUGGGAAUGGGCAAUUCCAAAUCUAGGUUAAACCUUUUCACUCAGUCCAACUCCAGAGUUUUUGAAUCACACAGUUUUAACAGCAUCCUCAAUCAGCCAACACGCUAUCAGCAAAUCAUGAAAAGACUGAUAAAACGUUAUGUUCUGAAAGCACAAGUGGACAAAGAAAAUGACGAAGUAAAUGAAGGUGAAUUAAAGGAAAUCAAACAGGACAUCUCCAGUCUUCGCUACGAACUUUUGGAGGAUAAAUCCCAAGCAACAGAAGAAUUGGCAAUUUUAAUCCAUAAACUCAGUGAGAAACUAAAUCCUAACAUGUUGAGAUGUGAAUGAUACAACAAAGGAACCGUGGCUUUGACUACAGCACAACUAUUUAUUGGCAAUAAUAUUUCAGUAUCUUAUACUUGAAGAAAAAAUGUAUUGUAGAUUUUUAGCACUAAAUAACUUUAUGUACAGCUUCUCUGGAAUUUAGUUUAGGAAAUUUUAUUAACUCACUACGAAAAGAUUGCUGUCUUCAUUUUAAUUGUCUAAAAGCAAGAACUAUAAUCUUUUUUUUUUUUCAUUUCUGCAGUAAAAAGGUGUAAUGGUAUCGACUGCUGAUGUUUUAACAGGUUUAUGAAUACAUAUGGAGAAUUCUUUGCACUAUUUGCAAGAAAGACUUAACAGAUACAGCGUAGUGUUCUGUUCCUUGCAGCGACCGGGUACAAAUAGGAUUUUCCAUCAUACAAUAAAUCAACUAGA